CAACAUUAACUCAACUGUUGACCAAAGCUCAUUUGUUUUACUUUGUUGAUUUAAGACUCUUCCCAGAGACUGCAUCUGGUCUGGUUGAAGGCCAGAAACUCUGUAGCCCUUUUCCGUUAAAGCCUCCAAAAAGCACCUCCACAAGCUUGUAUCUUCUCCAAAGUCACUGAUUUAUUCCAAGUUUAAAUCUUGAUCACUGGGCAAUAAGAAGAAAUGGGUUGUUGCCUGACCAAAAGUAAAGGCUCAAAGUCACAACAAAAUGGGUACAGAUCAGGAGCAGCAGCUACUGGUGCGCAGCAGCAACAGAGAUACCAGGAACCUGUUGUUUACCACCACCAAUCCAGGGCUCCACCACCUCAACCCCAACCCCAACACCACCACCACCACCUACCUGAAAAGCCGGCGGCUCCGGCACCAUGGAAGCCAGGUGCUCCAAUUAUAGCUCCAAGUCCAAGGUCUGUCCAGAAGAGUGAUACAAUCCUUGGUAAGCCAUAUGAGGAUGUAAAGUUGCAUUAUACAUUUGGUAAAGAACUGGGUAAGGGUCAGUUUGGUGUGACUUUUCUUUGUACUGAGAAUUCAACUGGUAAGCAAUAUGCUUGCAAGACUAUAUCCAAGAAAAAGUUAGUAACAAAGAACGAUAAGGAGGAUAUGAAGAGAGAAGUACAGAUUAUGCAGCAUUUAAGUGGGCAGCCUAACAUUGUGGAGUUCAAGGGUGCUUUUGAGGAUAGGCAAUCUGUGCACCUUGUGAUGGAGCUAUGCGCUGGUGGGGAGCUCUUUGAUAGGAUUAUAGCCAGGGGGCAUUACACCGAAAAGGCUGCUGCUUCUAUAUUUAGACAAAUCAUUAAUGUUGUUCAUGCCUGUCAUUUCAUGGGAGUGAUGCACAGGGACCUUAAGCCUGAGAAUUUCUUGUUGUCAAGUAAGGAUGAGAGUGCUCCUUUGAAGGCCACUGAUUUUGGGUUGUCCGUGUUCAUUGAUGAGGGAAGGGUAUAUCGGGAUAUAGUUGGCAGUGCUUACUAUGUUGCUCCUGAAGUAUUACGGCGUAAAUAUGGGAAGGAAGCAGAUAUCUGGAGUGCAGGAGUUAUGUUGUAUAUUUUGCUUAGUGGUGUACCUCCAUUUUGGGCAGAAACAGAGAAAGGGAUAUUUGAUGCAAUUCUGCAAGGAGAACUUGACUUCCAUACUGAUCCAUGGCCAUCUAUUUCAAGCAGUGCCAAAGACCUAAUCCGCAAGAUGUUGACACAGGAUCCUAAGAAGAGGGUUUCUUCUGCUCAAGUUCUAGAGCAUGCAUGGACUAAAGGUGGAGAAGCAUCAGACAAGCCAAUAGACAGUGCAGUCCUUUCUAGAAUGAAACAAUUCAGAGCAAUGAACAAACUAAAGCAACUCGCAUUAAAGGUCAUUGCAGAAAGUCUGUCGACUGAAGAAAUCCAAGGACUGAAGCAAAUGUUUUCAAACAUGGACACUGACAAAAAUGGCACUAUUACUUAUGAUGAACUCAAGGCUGGACUAGCUCGACUUGGAUCAAGGCUUAGUGAGGCUGAAGUUAAACAGCUCAUGGAAGCUGCUGAUGUAGAUGGGGAUGGUACUAUUGACUACAUUGAAUUUAUCACAGCCACAAUGCACAGGCACAGGCUAGAAAGGGAUGAGCAUCUUUACAAAGCUUUUCAACAUUUUGAUAAGGACAACAGCGGAUUUAUCACAAUGGAUGAACUUGAAGGAGCCAUGAAAGAAUAUGGAAUGGGUGAUGAUGCUACAAUCAAGCAAAUAAUAUCUGAAGUUGACACAGACAAUGAUGGGAAAAUCAACUAUGAUGAGUUUUGCACCAUGAUGAGAAGCGGUAACCAACCAGGGAAGCUCUUUUAGAGUUUGCUCCCCAGACUCUCUCACCCCCACUCAAUAUUUCCUGAAAGUAGGACACUAUGGCUUCAAGAUGUCCAGUAGGUCCACAUCCAGCAACUUUCAAUUUGGACUAGUUUUGCUUUUUGAGUAUUUGGAAUGUUAACUUGGUGCAUAUAGUCAUUAUUUAUGUUUUCCUCUUAUCUUAAUGAAUCUUGUGCUUGAUGUUCAAGGAUUUUGAAUGAGGAUAUUCCUUUUUU
Rubroshorea leprosula is the source of this 2090-nucleotide messenger RNA. The record is from the annotation of a GenBank genome assembly. NCBI's taxonomy places the organism in Eukaryota, Viridiplantae, Streptophyta, Magnoliopsida, Malvales, Dipterocarpaceae.